This is a messenger RNA of Durusdinium trenchii, 2553 nucleotides long. NCBI's taxonomy places the organism in Eukaryota, Dinophyceae, Suessiales, Symbiodiniaceae. The record is from the annotation of a GenBank genome assembly.
AGCAGCUUGAAACACGGCUCGAGCCGUGGCCCAGUGGAGGGGGGGCUGUAUUUGAGGAGACUCUGGACCAAGAGUCUCAUGGCGUCUGCGUCAAAGCUGUGUGCAAAGCAUGUGGCAUUAGCGCUUGCUUUACUUGGGCCUGCAGCAGCAUCACCGCAGGACAAGCCACCAGCUGGAGUUCAGAGCACAAGCAAGAAGCAUCAUGGUGUGGCUCAAGGACUUGCAGCCGUCGGACUACCUGCACCAUGGGGUGCCUCUGCUCCAGUUUCUAGCGUGGUGCAGGGCCAUUUGGCCCCCACAAUGCAUGCCUCUGGCCAAGCGUCAAGUAGCCUAUGGGCUUGUAUUGUGGCAGGUGCUGGUGCUGUUGGGCACAACAUCCGCCAGAAUCGGGAGCCGCGGCGAAGGCAGCCCCGGCGUGCCAACAGGCAAGUUUCCCCAGUGGCUGUCGAAACUGAGCCUCCUGUGGAGUCAGAACCAGAAGUGGCUGGCUGGCAAACUGAAAGCGAGGAUGAAUCUGUGGAGCAUUUGAAUCAGAUUGGACGGCAGAAUCAGAUGCAGUUCCUUCAGCAGGUCAUGGGGCACCAGCAAGUCAUGGGGCAACAGCAGCCCAAUCCUUUUCCUCAAGUGGCUUUCAAUCAGCCCGCAUCAGCUCCAUCUAUCAAUUCUCAGAACCCAAACUUCCAGCAGUUCUACGAUGUGCAGUUCAACCAGCAACAGCAACAGCAGCAAAUGAUGUAUUGGCAACCAGCAGUGCAGCAGCCACAGCAGCCGUUGAACUACAAUCAGCAAAUGCAGAUGCAGAUGCAACAGGCUUUCGAGCAGCAGCCAAGGUUGCCGUUGCAAUCCUUCCCCGAAGGGAUGAUGCUUGUGGUCGUGCCAGUUGUGCCAGGUGCUGAACAGCAACCAGGUGACGUGCAACUACAGCCAUCCCAGCCGCAAUUUGAGAUGGACAGCCGAAGCUCCAGCCAACCACAUGUACACCGCGCUCUCUCAGUGUCCUCCACGCCGUCGGAGAUCUCCACGGAGAUGGGCUCUUCGGUGUCGACGGUCUCAGGUGCUCGAUCACGCAGGUUGAACAACAAGGAGUCAGAGGCAGUUGUGCGCCAGUUGCAAACUCCUGGGUUGGACCCUGUUCAGCGCAAGAGGUUGUUGAAGCAGGUUGCGGAGGAUGCGUGGACAAUGGCCAUCACCAAGCAAGGCACACGUGUGGUGCAAGCAGCCUUGGAAGCCGCUGAGCUUUCGGAGAAGAUGAAUAUCGUCGCAGCGCUGCGGGGCCGAGUGUGGCAAGCACUGAAGUCUCCACAUGCCAACCAUGUGCUUCAAAAGGCCAUCUCUCUGUUACCCCCAAAGAAGCUGGACUUCAUCGUGAUGGAGAUGAGAGGACGAGUUGGUGACGCAGCCCGACAUCCUUUCGGCUGUCGCGUGGUUGAGCGAUUGCUGGAGCAUUGUCCUCGUGAACAGACCGAGCCCAUAGCAAAGGAGGUUUUGGCGGAUGUCUUGGAGUUGAGCCGACACCCAUAUGGAAACUAUGUGGUCCAGCAUACACUGGAGCAUGGUAGCGAGCUUCAAAAGCGGCACAUUUGCGAGGCCAUGCGGCAUGACAUAGGCCGUUUGGCGAGACACAAGGUCGCCAGCCACGUGGUCGAAUGCGCCUUGCUUCACAGCUCCCCCGAUGAGAGACAAAUGCUGAAGGAUGCCAUGGCCAGCAAUGCAGAGGAGCUUGCAAGCCUGACGGCCAGCAACUAUGGCAGUUUUGUGGUCAAAGAGAUGAAGAAGCGAUAAGUGAGUUUGAGGUGACCUGAAUGCCACUUCUGGCGUGGUAACACGCCGUCGUGACCGCCUGGUUGGUUUGACGGCUUUUCAUUAUAUAGUUUGCAGACAUGGCUUUUCAGUGUGUGAUAUGGGUUUUGCAUAUUGCAAGACCGUACGGACAAGUUGGUUUGGUAUUUAAGGAGUGUGGCAAUGUUUCGAGGUGGGCUGCAAAAGGGCAGUCAUAUCUCCAGGUGCCUGUGUACCUUCUUCAAUUGUGAAGGGUGAUACAAUACUUCACAGCAGCGUGGAACUCCUGUGUGUUGAAUGAACGUGUUCAGGGCAAGAUAGCUAGAGUUUCCCAGUCGUGGAACCAAUCGAUGUAAUCCUCAUAUAUAAGCUGAACCAAUGAUAUAUGUGAAUACAUACCUAAUGCACAUGCUUGAACUUCAAAAAAGUGACCUGCAUUUUCAGAUCCAGGGAGACUAACAGAAAGACAGCCUGGUCUUCCUGUCUCUCCCGUUUUUCAGAGCACAGCCGCUGGUGCGAUGCACAAGUGCUUCUCUUCGCUCUUCUCGUGUCUAUUUUCACCGCUGAUUGGUCGAUUGCAUUGCUGAGCGGCCUAUGAAGCCUCUGCACUGAGGAAGCUGCGGCAAGCUGUGCCAGAUCCCGGUAGAACCGACAGUUUCAGCCGCAGUUGGGCGAUCUUCCAGAGGCUCAAACAUCUCGGGCAUUUGAUACCCCGACUUGCCACACUCAAUCUUGGUUCACUGUUGCUCCGCUUCAAUCAAUUCCUUUUGAACG